UAUGGGCUUCAGCAAAAUCUGCCGUGUGUUUAUCUCUGUCUACCUCCUCUAGCAACAUGUGCCAUUUUUUCCCUCUUCUAUUUCUGAUAACCACGCUCUGAAAAUUCAUAUUAAAAUCAAGAGAGAAUCAUUUCCUCCUUGAAGAUAAGAACUACCAAAUCCUAAAAAAUCCCAACUGGGUUGUCUUCUUCAGGCACAAAAACACACACAGAGAGAGAGAGAGAGAGAGAGAGAGAGAGAGACAAAGAGAAGAAAAGAUGUUGGAAGGCAAAGCUUUCGUGGAGGACACAGACAUGCCAGUGAAGAUGCAGAUGCAGGCCAUGGCUGCUGCUUCUCAAGCUCUGGAUCUUUAUGACGUCUUUGAUUGCAGAUCCAUAGCUGCCCACAUAAAAAAGGAGUUUGACAUGAGAUAUGGGGGCGGUUGGCAAUGUGUGGUGGGCUCAAACUUUGGGUGUUUCUUCACUCAUUCAAAAGGAAGCUUCAUCUACUUUACACUUGAGAGUCUCAGCUUCCUCAUCUUCAAAGGGGCUUCUUCUCCUUCCUCACCCGAAGGCUAACGCAGUGUUUGGCAGAAAAGAAAAAAAGUUGGAGAUUCAGAAAGGCUGUACAUUUUGCUUCUUUGUUCCCUUUUUUUGGGUUUUUCUUGUUUUCCUGAACUGGGUUGGUCUUGCAAUGGAGAUGUUUAGGGUAGGCUAUGCUAGGUAGGGACUUUUAUUUUGUGAUCAAGUGCUUUGUAAUGUUUUUCUAUGCAAUGCAAUGUGAUAUAGCUUUUAGCAUUUUUUUAGUUUUUUU
Messenger RNA from Prunus dulcis (almond), 792 nucleotides. RefSeq names its product dynein light chain LC6, flagellar outer arm-like. Bases 258 to 557 code for a protein of 99 amino acids. Gene Ontology annotation, cellular component: dynein complex. Gene Ontology annotation, molecular function: dynein intermediate chain binding; dynein light intermediate chain binding. Gene Ontology annotation, biological process: microtubule-based process. Lineage: Eukaryota; Viridiplantae; Streptophyta; Magnoliopsida; Rosales; Rosaceae. The transcript has 2 exons. The record is from RefSeq and is a predicted model, not a curated record.